AUGGUGAACUUUACGCAGGUUUCACUGUUCACACUCAGCGCCUACUCUGACAUCGGGGUUCUCAAAUAUCUAUACUUCAUUAUUAUUAUGUGUUUGUAUUUUUUUAUUAUUUGUUCCAAUGUGUUGCUGAUUGUGGUUAUCUGUCUGAACAGGAGCUUACAUGAACCCAUGUACAUUUUUCUGUGCAGCCUGUUUGUAAAUGAGCUGUAUGGUAGUACAGGGCUGUUUCCAUUCCUUCUGGUUCAGGUCCUCUCUGACAUUCACACUGUUUCUGCUCCUUUUUGUUUCCUGCAGAUUUUCUCUAUGUAUACUUACGUUUGUGUAGAGUAUUUAAACUUAGCUGUCAUGUCUUAUGACAGAUAUCUCGCUAUCUGUUAUCCUCUCCAAUAUAACACACGAAUGACACCCAAAAAGGUUGCAGUGCUUAUUGGUGUAACAUGGUUAUUCCCUUUUCUUGCAAUUGUUGUGUUGAUAUCACUGAGUGCUCCAUUACAGCUGUGUGGGAACAUAAUUGACAAAGUGUACUGUGGAAACUACGCCAUAGUUAAACUGGCCUGUUCUGACACCAGGAUCAAUAACAUUUAUGGACUCUUCUACACUGUCAUCUCAAUCAUGGUUCCUUUACUUUUAAUUCUGUUCACUUACAUCAGGAUUCUCAAAAUUAGUUUUUCUGGCUCCCAACAGACGAGACAGAAGGCCGUCAGCACCUGCACGCCUCACGUCGCUUCGCUGCUCAAUUUUUCUUUUGGGGUUUGUUUUCAAGUUUUAACGAGCAGGUUUGACGUGAGCAGGAUACCGAACGCGCUGAGCAUUUUUUUAUCCUUAUACUUUCUCACAUGCCCGCCACUGUUUAACCCUUUAAUGUACGGUCUGAAUAUGUCCAAAAUCCACAUCACAUGUAAACGUCUGCUGCGUGGUGAAGUGUAG
Molecule: messenger RNA, 927 nt
Organism: Centropristis striata (black sea bass)
Lineage: Eukaryota; Metazoa; Chordata; Actinopteri; Perciformes; Serranidae
Product: olfactory receptor 11A1-like
Exons: 1
Coding region: 1-927 (308 amino acids)
Biological process (GO): G protein-coupled receptor signaling pathway
Cellular component (GO): membrane
Molecular function (GO): olfactory receptor activity; G protein-coupled receptor activity
Source: RefSeq, a predicted model, not a curated record